AUGGCAUUACCUUACUCGCCAAAGAAACUGUUUCGUUUCUUUGCCUUUGUUCUCUUGGCAUUCGCUCUCCUAUUAUGUAUCCCCUUGUUCUUUACUUCUACACCGCCACAGAAACCACAGAAACCACCAAUACAGCAACAGCAACAGCAGCAAAAACAACAAUUAACACCACCACCACAACAACAACAACAACAACAGCAGGGACAACAGGAACAGCAGGGGAACAAACAGCAAUCUAAACCAGAAAGCAUCCCAAUCCCACACAAACAUGUAUUCAAUGAAUGGCGUUGGCCCCAAUUUGAAAAUUGGUUACAAGAUUCCGCAUGGUCAUUUCCAAUCGCUCGUCAUCAUCACCAAACAAACCUUCGUCACUCAUCUCAACCUCUUUCAUUUAUACGCUCACUCCAGACAUACACCAUCCAAGGCCACGACCCAACUGCACUUUCUGGACUAGUAGCCAACAAACCUUUGGUAGCAGACAGUAACAAACUUGACAUCACUGCAAUUAUAUCUGUUCACUCCAAACAAGAAGCCAUCCAACGCAUCAAUUCUGUCCUAUCCCAAUCUAUCCAACCAUCCAACAUCGUUAUUGUCAGUCAGACUCACUCGAGUACAUCAAUUGAGGAAUACGUCAAAGAAUUAAAAGACCCACAAUCAGCAUCAUCAUUAUUAUUAUUAUCACAAUUAUCAUCAUCAUCACCAUAUUCUUCUUCUUCUCCUUCUUCAGAACAACAGGAAAUACAAUUACCACCACUCCAGUACAUCUCUAUUGACACCCCCGAAGAUGCACCUGCUGGCAGUGCGGCAUCUGCAGCCUGGCUACAAUUACUGCACAGUGUUGAGAGUGCCUGGGUCUGGGCAGUAGACACAGUUGUUCCCUCGGACGAGCUAGAAAACAUCUACCGUCUGAUGCGCACAUCUGAAUAUGAACAUGCACUUGUCGGCCAGCGAGGCGUCCUUCUACCCGCAAACCUCAACAAGGAUCCAGCCACUGCCAUUCUGUGCUUACCAGAUGCCCUUGACCUGUUGCCACGUGUGACCCAACCUGUCGACAUGGUCCAGGGCGCCUGGCUGCUCAAACGUGCCUGGAUACCCUAUCUCUUGGCCGAUCGAAGACCAGACAGCCUGGCAUCUCCCGUUGGACAUUUUGUGUCUCAAAACUUAUUGCAGCACGCCAACAUUCCUACAAUUCUGGCCCCCUUUGAGCCAUCGCCAUUACGAUCUUCAUCAUCGGUGUCUGCAGAUCAACAACAGGAAACGGCAGAAUGCCUAGAGGUCAAACACGCGUUCGAGACAAACACUCAGUGGCAAACUCUGUUGGCCAAACGCACCAGUCCAUCGGCCCUCGACAGCCGCCAGAUCACGGUCAGACAGCACCACGACAAGCACUCGGCCGUGUUUUUUGCAGACGGACCCGAACAAGCAAUUGCACUGCACCCGUUGAUCUGCCGAUUCAACCAGACGGCGCAUGUGGUCGUGACCGGACACUCCAGAGGAGGUCUUGGUGGCCAGGCUCUGCAGCUCGCCUUUGACCACACCAAUUGCUCGACCAGUGUGACAAUCCACGACCUUGAUCUCGAACCUCUUGAUGACCUUGCACUCACCUCGGCUGUGGUGUGGAAGAUGACCCGGCUGAUCCAGGUCAUCCGGCCACAGAUCCUCAUCCACAUCCAGAAUCCAAUGGACGAUGCACUUGCCCAGAUGGCCAGUCUGCAGCAUGUCGUGGCCAUUGCUCUGCCGGCCGAUGAUGUGCGGCAUGUGCUGUGGAUUGCAGAUCUGUCGCUCGAGACCCUUCAGUUCUGGCACACGAUUAGAAUCCAGCUUGUCGUCAUUACCGAUCGCCGUCCUCAUUCCUUGUCGCGUUUGCUGCAGUCGUCUGGACGGGCCCACUUUUUGGGCGACAAGGUCAACCUGGUCGUGCACAUGGAGCAGUCUGCAGACAGGGUUACGAAAAUGCUGGUCAACAGUUUUUCCUGGCACCACGGCGAAAAGACGAUCCGGCACCGUGUGCGCAAAGGCGGGCUUAUGCCGGCCAUCAUUGAGUCUUGGUACCCCAAUGACAAUGACGACUAUGCGGUGUUGCUUGAGGACGACAUCGAGGUCUCGCCGCUGUUCUAUUGCUGGUCCAAGUAUGCGAUUCUGAAGUACCGCUACGAGCAAUCCAAUCCUGCGCUGUACGGAAUCUCGCUUUAUUCUCCUCGCAACCUCGAGCUCUUGCCCGAAGGACGCCGUCCGUUUGACCCGGCGCUGGUUCUGGAACCCAUGCACCCACCCCGGAUGCCGUACGUUAGCCAAGUUCCCUGCAGCUGGGGAGCAGUCUAUUUUCCAGAACAUUGGCGCGAAUUCCACGACUACCUGACGAGCCGGAUCGAGGAUCUGCGCCAGGAGCACCUUUUGAACAUCACCGUGCCCGGCAGUCGAUCAGACCGGUGGAAGAAGUCCUGGAAAAAGUACUUUAUCGAGCUGGUCUAUCUGCGGGCGUAUGUGAUGCUCUACCCCAACUUCCAGCACUACGAGUCGUUCUCGACCAACCACCUGGAGUUUGGUACGCACGUCAAGAAGGCGCGCCUGCAGGUAGUCAUCGACAAUUUCCGGGUACCUCUGAUGGAGCGUGACACGAUUAUUGACCAGCUGCCCGGCCACCGCCUGCCAGCCUUCGAAGGGCUCCCUGUCCUGGACCUCUGGGGGCGUCUCAAGACACAUGCGAUGCUGCAGGACACGGCCGCAGUGUGGCAUCGCCAGGUAUCGGCCUGUGCACGCACCCACGGCCGAUACGACCCCCAGGAUCUCUUGUGUCCCUUUCCACACUCGCGGCAGGAGAUCGAGGCCAGCCUGGCAGCCGCAGCCGAAGCCGCCGAGCUCAAGCGUCGCCUGAAGCCCGUCAAGACAAAGGAGGCAGUGGAGCACAUUGAGUACGUGACGGUGUAUGUGGCGCCAGAUUCCGAAAAGCAGCAGCACUCGUUGUCGGUUGAGCAGGAAAUCCAGGAGCAGGAAGAUUAUCUCCCAAAGCCAAUCGAUGUGUCUGACAUGCUCAGUCUGGAAGAGGACCACGGGUUUGAGGAUGAUGAGAUGCAGGAUCUGGAGAGUGAGCUCGAUAGACUCAACCGACUUUAUUACCAUGUCUAUCCUCUUUCGUGGUACGAUGGCGCACCAGCCAACCCCCAUGAUAGAAAUGUAUAUAGAAGUGAUGAUGGCUUAACAUAUUAUUAA
This is a messenger RNA of Phycomyces blakesleeanus NRRL 1555(-), 3210 nucleotides long. RefSeq lists its product as hypothetical. Bases 1 to 3210 code for a protein of 1069 amino acids. The record is from RefSeq and is a predicted model, not a curated record. NCBI's taxonomy places the organism in Eukaryota, Fungi, Mucoromycota, Mucoromycetes, Mucorales, Phycomycetaceae. The transcript is spliced from 2 exons.